This is a messenger RNA of Aureobasidium melanogenum CBS 110374, 1176 nucleotides long. RefSeq names its product Metallo-dependent phosphatase. Gene Ontology annotation, cellular component: cytoplasm. Bases 1 to 1176 code for a protein of 391 amino acids. Lineage: Eukaryota; Fungi; Ascomycota; Dothideomycetes; Dothideales; Saccotheciaceae. The record is from RefSeq and is a predicted model, not a curated record. Gene Ontology annotation, molecular function: hydrolase activity, acting on ester bonds. The transcript has a single exon.
AUGUCUCCUGUAUACUCUAUCAUCUUUGCCAUUGCUGCUUCUACCGUAUCUACUCGUGCGAUCCCCAUCUUGCAACCCACAGAUGUCCUCCGACUAGAUGCCAACGGCUCCUUUCAACUCAGUAUCUUCAGCGACCUACAUUUUGGAGAAGCUGAAGAUACACUUUGGGGACCGGAGCAAGAUGUCAAAAGUGCUAGAGUUAUGAACUCUGUCCUCGACAAUGAGCAGACUACUGGCCUAGUUGUUCUGAACGGAGACCUCAUUACCGGCGAAAACACUUUCUUACACAACUCUACCAAGUAUGUGGACUCUGUCGUAGCCCCUCUGGUUCAGCGUGGCAUGAGCUGGGCCAGCACAUAUGGCAACCACGAUAGCGACUUCAAUCUUUCACGCAAAGGCAUCUUCGCAGAAGAAUCGAAAUAUUCGUUGAGUCGCACAAAGAACAUGGUUUCUGCAUCUGAUGCGGGUGUAUCAAACUACUACCUGCCCGUCUACGGCAAUGAUUCGGUUGUCCCCGAGUUCUUGCUCUGGUUCUUCGACUCUCGUGGUGGCAACUAUUUCCAGCAGGAAUCCGCAUCUGGAACGCCGGUCCCACAGCCCAACUGGGUCUCUCAGAGUGUUGUCGAUUGGUUUACCGAAACCCGAUCUGCCUUGGAGAAGAAGCAUGGGCAUGUCGUACCCAGUGUCGCGUUUGUCCAUAUACCUGUCAACGCCAUGGCAGCUUUCCAAACCACGGGCGUGAACGCGAAUCGCGAGCCUGGUAUCAACGACGACAAUCCGCUGGCUCAACAAGGCUCUGCUUCGGGCCAAGGCGAGGUUAGCGGCACGACAUUCAGCUACAAUGGCCAGGAUAUACCCUUCAUGCAAGCCCUCCUCGAUACCAAAGGUCUCAAAGCAGUGUUUUCAGGUCAUGAUCACGGCGAUGACUGGUGCUUCAGAUGGGACUCAAAGCUGAAGGGUAUGAACCUGACUGGCAAUGGACUGGAUUUAUGCUUCGGCAGACACAGUGGAUAUGGUGGUUACGGAUCAUGGACUCGAGGCAGUAGACAAGUUGUGCUCACGAAGGGCAAGGAAAACGUCGAGACGUGGGUGAGGCUGGAAGACGGAAGCGUCAGUGGCAGAGUCACUCUCAAUGGGACAUAUGGGCAGGACUCGUACCCUGCUGUGCGAUCAUAG